AUGGCGGUGAGGAAGGUGCAGGAUUGGAAAGGAGUCACACCAGCAGCUCCAGUUCACACUAAUGAAGAUGCCGCCACACAGACGAAUCUGGGAUUUGUCCAUGCAUUUGUUGCUGCUAUCUCUGUUAUCAUUGUAUCGGAGCUGGGGGACAAGACGUUCUUUAUCGCUGCCAUCAUGGCGAUGCGCUAUAACCGGCUGACAGUGCUGGCUGGUGCGAUGCUUGCCUUGGGCCUGAUGACGUGUUUAUCAGUGUUAUUUGGCUAUGCCACCACAGUCAUCCCCCGGGUGUAUACGUACUAUGUUUCAACUGUAUUAUUUGCCAUUUUUGGCAUUAGAAUGCUUCGAGAAGGCUUAAAGAUGAGCCCGGAUGAGGGUCAAGAGGAACUAGAAGAAGUUCAAGCUGAAAUAAAGAAGAAAGAUGAAGAACUUCAACGAACUAAACUCUUAAAUGGACCAGGAGAUGUUGAAUCGGGUGCAAGCACCACGCUACCUCAGAAAAAGUGGUUGCAUUUUAUCUCGCCCAUCUUUGUUCAAGCUCUUACCCUCACAUUCUUAGCCGAGUGGGGCGAUCGCUCUCAACUGACCACCAUCGUCCUGGCAGCUAGAGAGGACCCCUAUGGUGUUGCAGUGGGGGGCACAGUGGGCCACAGCUUAUGCACGGGCCUGGCGGUCAUUGGCGGAAGAAUGAUAGCUCAGAAAAUCUCUGUCAGAACUGUGACAAUCAUAGGAGGCAUCGUUUUUUUGGCGUUCGCAUUUUCUGCACUAUUUAUAAGUCCUGAUUCUGGUUUUUAACAAGCUGUUUGUUCAUUUGUAUUUAGUUGAAGAUAGGAUAACUCUUGCUUUUCUGUACAUUGUGUACAUUAUAACUAAAGGUGAUAGAAAAUACUGUAUUUUGUAGCAUUGAUUUGUGAGUUUGAACCACUGAAUAAUGAGAGUAUUAGGUCCCAAAGAGAUAAUCAUCAAUUCUAUUUGCAGCGUGUACUUUUAAAAGCCUGCUAUCUCUUAAGUGUGAAUUUUUCUUUUCUCCUGUAUAAUUAUGUUAACAUGGUCUCCUUAAAAGAAAAGAAAACAAUGUAGAACUAUUACAUGGUGGGGUCGACCACUUGAUUUCUUUUAGCACUGACCCCUUCAAUAGAGAACAUAAAUUAUUUCAUGGAUCACUAAAGUAUUUUAAGAUAUUUACCUUAAUUAUUUUCCCCUUGGGGGAAGAAUGCAUUAUUAUCUAUCUUUAAAACACUUCAAGCCAGUAAGCAUUUUAAUCGAGUCUUUAAAAUUAUGUUCUUUUAAAAGAAGAGAGAGGAGUGAUCACUAUUAUAUUGAUAGCAAAACACAAGGCCACACCCAUUCCUCCUUUCUUUAAAUUGGGUAGAAAACCCAAUAUAAAAACAGUCAAUAUUUGACAAUGUGGAAUUACCAAAUUAGAAUACUAUGAAUGUAUUCAUAUUUUUUCUAUACUGAAUAAUGUAACAGGUAACAAUGUAAAUAAAAGUGGUAUGAUCA
Echinops telfairi (small Madagascar hedgehog) is the source of this 1500-nucleotide messenger RNA. RefSeq names its product transmembrane protein 165 (gene TMEM165). The record is from RefSeq and is a predicted model, not a curated record. NCBI's taxonomy places the organism in Eukaryota, Metazoa, Chordata, Mammalia, Afrosoricida, Tenrecidae. Gene Ontology annotation, cellular component: Golgi apparatus. The transcript has 6 exons. Gene Ontology annotation, biological process: Golgi calcium ion homeostasis; manganese ion transmembrane transport; Golgi calcium ion transport. Gene Ontology annotation, molecular function: manganese ion transmembrane transporter activity; calcium ion transmembrane transporter activity. The coding region runs from base 1 to 792 and encodes 263 amino acids.